ACUUCAACAUGAACUCAUGAUUAAUGAGGAUAUGAACUAAUCAUGAACUAAUGAAGAGUUAUCCUUAACUACGACAGGAGUCAUAAAGAUUCAUGCAUGAGAACAGCAGCCUUAACUACAUGUUAAUACAUGUUUGAUAAUUAAUGCAUUAAUUAACAUUUAGGGUAAACUAAAUCAAACAGUCUCUAUAAGAAGGAAUAAGAAAUAUUUGGACUUUAAAUUAAACGUGAUUUAAUACUGUCAUAAUUCAAACUGUAAAUCAUAAUCUGCCAUCUGCAGCUUUGUGACUAAUGAUUAGAAUGGCACAUGAUUAUUUAGCCAUUAAUUACAUAGAUCCGUCUAAUCAAACAUGGAAAAUAGACUAACUACCACUAAUAAAUUUAAUUUGGUUUUCUGAUUUUUAUAGUUCAUUUAUAUUUAGUCAUAGCUAAAUAGUCAUAGUUUCUUCCCGGAACUAAUGUAUGUAGGGUUUGUUUCUGGUGGGACACUCAUUAGAGGCGCACUCUAGGCGUUUGUUGUGUUCCUUCGGCAAAGAGCGGUAAUGCUGGCAUUUUAAACUAAUAAAUGUUGACUGCUUUGGUAAACCGAAUUAAUGAUUAAAGACAUGUUUAUUGGGAUUUUCAGGAGGUUAUGUACAGUUAUUUACUGUAUUUGUAUUUUUGUCGUUUAAAUGUAUAUGCUUCGAUUAGCAUUAGCUUGUGGACGCGCCCUAUUUUACAUGUAUUAGUACAGUGGUUCUCAAAAUUGCAAAUAUUUUUAAUCACUAAACUACUGUCAUAAAAAGUUAUAGUUUUGUAUAUACAUAACUCCUGAAUAAAAUUAAAAUGUGUUUGGACUGAUUUUUUUUUAAAAAAAAGUUUUGAACAAAUUUGAUUGGUUUGUCGAUAGUGAGCGCAAAUGCAGGUGAUAAGCGGUUUUGUUAAGCGAGUCAUUGAGUCGUUCAUUCACGAUUCGUUCAAACGGCCGAUUCAUCAAGAAUGAGACAGAUGUUUGUGAAUGGGUCAUUGAAUCUUUGACUCAAACGAUUUGUUCAAAACACUGAAUCAUUCAAAGCACGAUUGAGUGUUGCUGUGAGAUGCGCUAUGUUGUGAUCUUUGUUUGGAUUCAUCGGAUCUAUUUUCGCUGCUAAAAUAGACCAAAACAGUCAUUAUUUCGUCUAAAAUGUAAGUGACUUAAUAUUAUUAACUUGUUUGUUGAACUGUCAUAUCAGUGUCACAUUUUCAAUCGCGAGGUGAUGGUAAAUUAAGUGAUGGUCAGUUGUCAGCUCUCUUGGUCGUCAGGUCGUGUGAUGUAUGUUGCUGAACUGUAUUCAAAUGUUAUAAAUAUAAAAACACCACAUUUUGAAAUAUAACUGCAGUAUGUCAGUUUAGUUUAUUUGUGUGUGCUGCGCUCAUAGACUUUAGAAAACGGCGCUCAUUUGUUUGAUUUCUCCUCGAGAAGCUGCGCAAGCCUCAAAAGUUUAAGGUCCUUGCACCCUGACUGAGUCCGAAACUGUCUAUUCGUUUUUUCAUAUUCGUCAUUUGGUGGCUCUCAAUUGUCAAAAACACUCCUCAAAAUAUUUGCUACGGAUGCGAAAAAUGCAGAAAAUCGAACCAUCCGAAUUAAUUUUUAUGACGGACGGAAGUUUCAGAGGCUGCAAACGUAUAAAACGUGAGGUUGUAUUUAGUUUUUUAUAUAUAUAUAUAUAUAUAUGAACGAAUAAACUAGUCAGAAUAUAAGCUACAGUUAAAGCUUUCCUUUACCUGCAAGCUUCUGUAAAAAAUGCAGAUGAUGCCUACUAUUAGGCCUAGUAAUAAUAACAAUAAUAAAGCAUAAAUUAAUAUCAGAGGUCUGGUGCCAAUUCCCAAUUAUAGCAAUAUCCUAGUAAUGAUAAUAGGCCUACUGAUGAUGAUGAUGAUAAUAAUAAUAACAACAAUAAAGCAUGUAACCUCAUAUAAUUAUAUAGCAAUAGCCUAGUAAUGAUGAUAGGCCUACUGCUACUCAUUAUUAUAAUAAUAAUGCCUGCAAGCUCACAUUAGACGUCUGGUGCUACUGCCAAUUCUAACAAUAGGCUAGUAAUGAUAAUAGGCCUACCUACCGCUACUGAUGAUGAUAAUAAUAAUAAUAAUAAUGUGGGCCUAAAAAUAAUAGCCUAGGGCUAUCUAUCUAUCUAUCUAUCUAUCUAUCUAUCUGGUGUGGGAAUAAGAAUGGUGUUUAUGGCAGGAUAGUGUUUAUUCAUAUAUUAGUUAAUGAUUUGUAAGUGCAUCAUUGUGUCAUGACUUUACUUGAGGGGGCACAUCAUACUUAAUUAUUAACUAACCAUAUACUAACAUCAACUAAUGGCUUGUUAAUGCAUAAUUGUGUCAUGACUUUACUUGAGGGGGCACAAUCAUAAUUAAUUCACUGUUAAUUACUUGCCAAAUUCAGCUCAUGAUUUAUCAUUAACUUGCUAUCAAAUACACAUGUACUAGUACAACUAGUAUUCAGCCCAGUUAAGUGAUGUUAUAUGGAUCUUCAAAAAGUCAGAGAAUGGAGGUACAGUAUCAUCACAGCCUGCGUCUGGAUGGAGAGUGAACUGUACUGAUGCUCAGCAAACGUUCCCUGACCUUAGUGCAUGUUUCUUGUUUGGUUAUUUUUUUGGGAACUGAUUCCUCAGUUUCACAUGAUUCCCUCAGGUACAAUGCUAUUCAUGCCUAUUUUCUGGUGUCUGCUGACUUUAAAAAGGCGUGAUCAUUGUCGGUUUCACAUACACAAUAGAAAGAAGUUGACACAGAAAGGAAAAAGUAAACACUACUGUAAGGAUGGGUAUCAUUUGUAUUUAUUUAGAUUUAUUAUUGUUUUGUUCACCACAGACUGAAAAAUAACACUGUUAUAGAGCAGUUUUAUAGUCUUUCAGCAUAUAUACCCUGACUCAAAUGAUCUGUUUCUGCUACAAACACUUAAAGUCAGAUCUCUGCUGAUGAUCAGGUUCAAAAGCUUCAAUAGUUCCUGUUUUAACCUCAUUCAUUAACAUGUGUUUAAAUCACCUGUAAACUGCCACUGAAAGCUCAUUUCAUGGGUAUCAACAGACUGACUGAUCACCAUAAAUCAGCAUUUCAAUAUAGUUUGUGAUGAACCAUUUUUCAUUUAAAAACAACUAAAAAUUAAAAAUGUGAACAAAAACUCAGCUAGAUGACUAGGUAAGUGAAGUUUAAUUACGCUGAUGUUAUUUGCUGUUUACAAAUCUGUACAUUUAUUUCUGAAUUUGUUUUUUUUUUUUUUUUACAUGGAUUCUUUUAAUUGUGGUUAUGUAUAGUAUUUUCCUAGAUUUGUCCAUGCUGAAGAUAAAAUAAUGUUAAAUUUAAAAACAAAAUACCCUGAGUGCUUUUUUUUAAAUUAAACAAAUUCAUUAACUUUGCAUUUUGAUAAAUGGAUAUAUAAACAUAAUACAUAAAUGCUUCUGAAUUUCAUUCUAUUGAAGUCAGUGGGGUCCAUCAGCUGUUUAGUUACCCACAGUUGAAGGUGAGUAAAUGAUUUCAUUUUUGGGUGAACGAUCCUUUUGAAUCUGUAGUUAUGAUGGGGUUAGCGCCAUCUAAUGGAGAUAAAAUGAAAUGUAGCUCUUACAGCAUCCGGUUUUACGUCUCAACCAGUCCUUUAACGUUUCGUUGAUUAAAAAAAAAUAAAAUACUGAAAUCAUUGUCAUUUGUGUAUUAUUCACAAAAUAAUGCUAAAAUAAUGUCCAAAAGCUUGACUCAUGUUGUGUAAACGAAACUGAAAGUGUUGAAGACAAACGCUGUCAUGUCUAUUCAUCAUCUGACUGGAAGUAAUGAAAAAUAAUUAAAAUGCAAUUUGUGUUUUAUGUUUCAGAUGAUGUGAAGUUAAAUUAGCUUAUUAGAUUGCUUAAACUUAUCCGUUGGGAGGCACCCGAACAUCUACCAUGCAGUUUUUUUUGUUUGUUUAGUUUUGUUUCUGUUUUUUGUAUAUUUGGUGAGAAAAGAUUAUAUUGGAAUUAUUCUGUCGCUUCUCAAAUGAUCGCAUCUAAUAACUGCAUGAUUUGCACUUGAUGAAGACAUAAAAGUGCAGAAUUCUUAAGAUUUAUUGAGGCUUUAAAAUAAGGAUGUUACAACCGCCAGUCAGUGCUUAACCAUGAACAAAUCUACAGAGCUCAUAAAUCACAGUAAAAAAUAGUUUGGCUGUUACAGGAAUUGUACCAUGUGACUAACCAUAAAGAGAAAACGGAAACCAUUCUGCACAUGGUGAUGCUCCAGACCGGUAUUGAUGCAAGUCGUUCUGAGCAGCUGAAUUUCUUCAACAAGAAGAUCCCAGUGUUGAUCUGUUUUCAAUGGCAGUUUAGCCGCAGUAAUGUCAGAGGAACGAGGAAAUGACUCUCUCUCUAAGAUGAGUCUCUCAGAGAAACAGAGGGAAAGAUCAGACUCAGAGGUUUCCAGCUCUGAGUCUGUGAAGAGUGACCAGUCGAAAGGUGACGUGCCAUAUUUCACUGAAGAAACACCUACCAAAAGUGAGAGAUCAGAUUCAGACCCACAUGUGUCCUUCAAUGAGGAAACUCCAUCACAAUCCAAAAGUGAAAGAUCAGGUUCACCAGUAUUCAGCUCUGUGUCUAUGAAGAGUGACCAUUCAAAAGGUGAUGGUCCAAACUUCAGUGAGAACAAAACAUCACCUGCCAAAAGUGAAAGAUCAGGUUCACCAGUAUUCAGCUCUGUGUCUAUGAAGAGUGACCAUUCAAAAGGUGAUGGACCAAACUUCAGUGAGAACAAAACAUCACCUGCCAAAAGUGAGAGAUCAGGCCCACACGUGUCCUUCAGUGAAGCAACUCCGUCACAAAUCAAAAGUGAAAGAUCAGGUUCACCAGUAUUCAGCUCUGUGUCUAUGAAGAGUGACCAUUCAAAAGGUGAUGGUCCAAACUUCAGUGAGAACAAAACAUCACCUGCCAAAAGUGACCAUUCAAAAGGUGAUGGACCAAACUUCAGUGAGAAGAAGCCAUCAUCUACCAAAAGUAAAAAAUCAGGCUCACAUGUGUCCUUCAGCAAAGAAACACCAUCACGAACCAAAAGUGUAAGAUCAGAUUCGCAUGUGUCCAGUUCUGUGUCUGUGAAGAGCGACCAUUCUAAAGGUGAUGGACCAAACUUCAGUGAGAAAACACCAUCUAAAAAAAGUGAAAGAUCAGGCUCACAUGUAUCCUUUGUGUCUGUAAAAAGUGACCAUUCAAAAGGUGAUGGACCAAACUUCAAUGAGAAAACACCAUUUUACAAAAGUGUAAGAUCAGGCUCACAUGUAUCCAGCUUUGUGUCCAUGAAGAGUGACCAUUCAAAAGGUGAUGGACCGAACUUCAGUGAGGAAACACCAUCACCUUCCAAAAGUAACAGAGGGCAGAAGACCACAGUAAAUAUUGGUGCAGAAUUUUCACGGUGGAAAACUCUAAAAGCACAGAAGGGAUUGAAGAGUGAUGUGGAACUGGCAACUUUUCUUCUUAACAGGGUUCAAUUUGAGAAAUCGGACUCAGAUUACAAGAAUUACCGCAACCGCAAGGAUUUCAGAGAAAAUCUUCUUUGGAUCUUCAAGGCUGUUGAGAACAAAAUACUCAUAUUUCUGAAGAAUGAGCUGGAAAAGUUUAAGAAAAUAUUAAAAAAAGAGAACACACAAUACUUUGUGCAGGACUUUAUAGAGGAAAUGCGUGAUGUCAAAGAAGCAGCUCUUGAUAUGACACUCUUUUUCCUGAGAGAUAUGAAGCAAGUUGAGGCUGCAGAUGCUCUACAAGAUGAGCUGGUCCUCAUUCAUCAGCGACCGCUAAAAUCAAAUUUGAAGAAGAAGCAUCAGUCUGUAUCUGAAGGAAUUGCAAAGCAUGGCGACUCCAAGCUUCUGAAUAACAUCUACACAGAUCUCUAUAUGACUCUGGGUGCUAUUAAACAAGUCAAUACACAGCACGAAGUAAGGCAAGUUCAGGUUGCUGACAGGCGACAUGAAUCACAAGAGAUAGCAGUUGAAUGCAAAAAUUUGUUUAAAGCACCUGAACAAGACAAGGAGAUCAGAACUGUACUGACAAAAGGAGUUGCUGGCAUCGGAAAAUCCAUCUCUGUGCAAAAGUUUAUUGUGGAUUGGGCUGAAGGAAAAGAAAAUAAGGAUAUUACUUUCAUAUUUCCCCUUGCAUUUCGAGAGAUGAACUUAAAGGAGAAAGAAAAACAAAGCUUGACAAGUCUUAUAAGUCAGUUUUUCCCAGAGAUAAAAGGACUGAACCUGGCAAGAAAUGAUAAAUUCAAAUUCCUCUUCAUCCUUGAUGGAUUGGAUGAAUGUCGUCUUCCUCUGAACUUUGAUGGUAAUGAAACAUGCCGUGAUGUGUCGUCACCAGUCUCCUUGGAUGUUCUCCUAACAAACCUCAUCAAGGGAAAUCUGCUUCCUUCUGCUCUCAUCUGGAUCACCACCAGACCAGCAGCUGCCAUUAAGAUUCCUCCUGAAUGUAUUGACCGUGUGACAGAAGUACAAGGAUUCAAUGAUGCACAAAAGAAGGAGGAGUACUUCAGAAAAAGAUUCACUGAUGUGGAUCUGGCCAAUGAAAUCAUUGAUAAUGUUAAACAAUCAAAGAGUCUCUUUAUCAUGUGCUACAUCCCAGUCUUCUGCUGGAUUUCAGCCACUGUUCUCCAGAACAUUUUGGAGGAGAAAAGAAAUAAUGAUCUGGAAAAAAAUAAGGGUGAUGACACCUCUAAAACACUGCAGGAAUCAAAUACUGAAGACACUCCCAGGACUCUGACACAGAUGUACACACACUUUCUCCGAUUUCAGAUCCUGCAGAGUCGUCGAAAGUACGAGGGAAAAUACACACCCAAUAUUUCCUGGGAUAAAGAUGCCAUCCUUUCACUGGGGAAACUAGCAUUUCACCAGCUGCAAAGAAACAAUCUGCUUUUUUAUAACACAGAUCUGGAAUCCUGUGGUAUUGACGCCUCUAAAGCAUCAGUGUAUUCAGGCAUGUGUACCCAGAUCUUUAAGGAGGAAAAAGGGAUCAUUCUCGGUACCACUUUCUGCUUUGUUCACUUGAGCAUUCAAGAGUUUAUAGCAGCACUUUAUGCACAUCUGUUUUUAGACAUCAACAAGAAAAGUGUGUUUGUUCAGGAGUCUACAAAACAGGAAAACAAAAAUGAAGACAUGAUUGAUUUGCUCAAGACUGCAGUGGACAAGGCGCUUGAGAGUGAUACUGGACACCUGGACCUUUUUCUUCGAUUCCUCCUCGGUCUGUCACUCCAAACCAAUCGUCCACUCUUACGAGGUCUGUUGACACAGCAAGACGACAAUGACCAGAGCAACAAGGAAAUAGUUCAGUACAUCAAGCAGAAGUUAGAAGAGAAUCUGUCUCCAGAGAGAUCCAUCAAUCUGUUCUACUGUCUGAAUGAACUGAACGACCAAACUCUGGUGAAAGCGAUUCAGACUCAACUUAGAGAAGGAAGUCUUUCAUCUGCUGAUCUUUCACCUGCCCAGUGGUCUGCUGUGGCCUUUGUUUUGUUGACAUCAGAGGAAGAGAUGAAGGAGUUUGAGCUUCAGAAAUUCAAGAAAUCAGACGAAUGUCUCUUUAGACUAUUGGAAGUUGUGAAAAUCUCCAAAAGAGCUGUGUUAAACGAUUGUAACAUAACAGACAAAAGCUGUUCAAGUCUGGCUAAAGCUCUCGAAUCAGAUAACAAUCUGAAAGAGCUGAUUAUGGACAGUAAUAAUCUGCAGGAUGCAGGAGUGAGGCUGCUCUGCGCUGGACUGAAUAGUGUAAAGUGUAAAUUGGAGAUACUGAGGCUCAGUAAGUGUGAUCUAACAGAGGAAAGCUGUUCAGCUCUGGCUUCAGUUCUCAAUUCAGACUCCAGCAGUCUGAAGCAUCUUGAUCUGAGCAAUAAUAAUCUGAAGGAUUCAGGAGUGAAGUUUCUCUCUGAUGGACUGAAAGAAAAUUGUAAACUAGAGAAACUAAAACUCUCUAACUGUAAUGUAACUGAAGAAGGGUAUAAAGCUCUGGCUUCAGCUCUGAAAUUGAACCCUUCACACCUGAUAAAGCUGGAACUCAGGGGAAAUGACCCUGGACUAUCAGGAGUAGAGCAUCUCCUUGAUGUACUACAGAAACCAGAUUGUAAACUAAAAAUAAGGUUUUUGAGUACUGAAGCAGAGAAAGUCUUUCAGAAACUGACUGAUGUUCUGGGUAAAAACCUGUUACUCCUGAGAGAGCUGAAUCUGAAUGAAUGUCAACUGGGAUAUUCAGAAUUGAAGAAACUUGUUCCUGUACUGGAAGAUAAACACUGUAAACUCAACACAAUGAUUCUGAAUGACUCCUUUAUAACAGAAGAAGAUUGUCGUGCUUUAGCUGCAGCUUUGAAUUUAAAUCCUUCAAAUCUGAAAGAGCUGGAUCUAAGUCGAAGUAUUCUCAAAGACUCAGGAAUGAAGAUUCUCUCGUCUCUGUUUUCAAAUGUAGAAUGCAGACUGGAAAAGCUGAAACUUUCAGACUGUAGCAUCACAGAAGAAGGUUAUAAAACUCUGGCUUCAGCUCUGAGAUCAAACCCUUCACACCUUAUAGAGCUGGAUCUCACAGGAAAUGAUCCUGGACAAUCAGGAGUGAAGGAGCUCAAUGAUUUACUACAGAUUCCAAACUGUCAACUGAAAACACUGAGGUUUUUGAGUCCUGCUGCAGAUGAAGCCUGUCAAUAUGUAAACAGAGUUGUGGGUAAAAACCCGUUACUCCUGAAUGAGCUGAAUCUGAGUGGACAUAAACUAGAGGACUCAAAUGUGAAGCAGCUUGCUGUUUUACUGGAAGAUAAACACUGUAAACUCAACAUACUUCAGCUGAGUAAUAACAGUGUUGCAGAAGAAGGUUGUGCUGCUCUGACUUCAGCAUUUAAUUCAAACCCUUCAAACCUGAUAGAGCUGGACCUGAGUGGAAAUAAACUCGGAAACUCAGGAAUAGUGAAGAUCUGUCCUCUUUUAAAAAAUACACAAUGCAGAUUGGAGAAACUCAAACUUUCAGACUGCAGUGUCACAGAAGAAGGUUAUAAAGCUUUGGCUUCAGCUCUGAGAUCAAAUUCUUCACACCUGAUAGAGCUGGAUCUCACAGGAAAUGAUCCUGGACAAUCAGGAGUGAAGCAGCUCCUUAAUGUACUUCAGAAACCAGGCUGUAAACUGACACUGAGAUUUUUGAAAACUGCUGCUGCAGAGGAAGCAUGUGACUAUCUCAGUGGAGUUGUGGGUACAAAUCCAUUAUUACUGACAAAACUGGAUCUUAGUAAAGCUAAAUUAGGAGAUCUGGAUGGAGAGAAGCUCUCUGCUCUUUUGAUGGACUCUCAUAGCAAAGUGGAGAUAAUGACACUGAAUAAUUGUGAGCUGACUGAGAAAAGCUGUUCAGUUCUAGCUACUGUUCUCUCCUCCAAAACCAUUCUGAAAGAGCUAAACCUGAACAACAGCUGUCUGCUGGACUCAGGAGUCAAAGAGAUCUGUGAGGGACUGAAGAAUCCUGUGUGUAAGCUGAAGAUACUCAAGCUCAGUAAGUGUGAUCUAACAGAGGAAAGCUGUUUGGCUAUUGCUUCAGUUCUUAGUUCAGACUCUAGCAGUUUGAAGGAUCUUGAUCUGAGUGAUAAUAAUCUGAAGGAUUCAGGAGUGAAGUUGCUCUCUGAUGGACUGAAGGAGAAUUGUAAACUGGAGAAUCUCAGACUUUCAGGCUGCAGUAUCACAGAAGAAGGUUAUAAAUCUCUGGCUUCAGCUCUGAGAUCAAACCCUUCACAUCUGAUAGAGCUGGAUCUCAGAGGAAAUGAUCCUGGACAAUCAGGAGUGAAGGAGCUCAGUGAUUUACUACAGGAUCCAAACUGUAAACUAACUAUGAGGUUUUUGAAUUCAGAUGAAGCAGAUGAAGCCUGUAAGUUUUUGACUAGAGAUCUGAGUAAAAAUCCGUUACUCCUGAGAGAGCUGAAUGUGAGUGACUAUAAAUUGGACUUAAAGAAAGUGAAGCAGCUCGCUGCUCUACUGGUGGAUAAACACUGUAAACUAAACAUAAUUCAGCUGAAUAAUAACGGCAUUACAGCAGAUGGUUGUGCUGCUCUGACUUCAGCAUUAAUUUCAAACCCAUCAAACCUGACAGAGCUGGAUCUGAGUGGAAAUAAACUAGGAAAAUCAGGAGUGGAGCAUAUCUGUCAUCUGCUGGCAAAUAUGCAAUGCACAUUGAAGAAACUAAAACUUUCAUACUGUAGUAUCACUGGAGAAAGUUACAAAACCUUGGUUUCAGUUCUGGAAUCAAUCCCUUUAUCACACCUGAUAGAGCUGGAUCUCACAGGAAAUUACCCGGGACGAUUUGGACUAAAUUGGCUCUUUAAAUUACUAGGGCAUGGAAUGACCAUCAGCUUUUUGAGUCCUGCUGCAAAGGAAGCGUGUGAGUAUCUCACUAAUGUUCUGGGUACAAAUCCAUUACUACUGCAAGAACUGGAUCUGAGCAGUAUUAAACUAGGAGACAUGGAUUGGGAGAAAAUCUCUGCUCUUUUGGUGGACUCGCAUUGCAUAGUGGAGAAAAUAAAGCUGAAUAAUUGUGAGCUGACAAAUAAAAGCUGUUCAGUUCUAGCUACUGUUCUCUCUAAAAAUAACAACCUGAAAGAGAUGGAUUUGAACAACAGCCGUCUGCUGUACUCAGGAGUCAAACAGAUCUGUGAGGGACUGAAGAAUACUGUAUGUAAGCUGAAGAUACUCAAACUUUCAAACUGCAGUAUCAGUGAAGAAGGUUAUAAAGCUCUUGCUUCAGCUCUGAGCUCAAACCCUUCACACCUGAUAGAGCUGGAUCUCACAGGAAAUGAUCCUGGACAAUCAGGAGUGAAGGAGUUCAUUGAUUUACUACAGAAUCGAAAGUGUUCUCUGAAAAAACUGAGUUUUUUAGAAGGUCCUGCUGCAGAAGCCUAUCAGUAUCUUACUGAAGUUCUUGGAAUUAAAUACCUUGAGAAACCUUUAGAAACCUUGUUAUUCUUGAGAGAUCUGAAUCUAAGUGAACAUAAACUAGGAGACACAGGAGUGAAUCAGAUCGCUGUUCUACUGCAGGAUAAACAUUGCAAACCCAACACACUCAUGCUGCGUGAUUGUGGUCUAACAGAGAAAAGCUGUUCAACUCUCGCUACAGUCCUGAGAUCAAACUCCAGUCUGAAAAAGCUAGACAUCAGCAACAAUAAUCUGCAGGAUUCAGGAGUGAAGAAACUCCAGAACGGAUUAGAAAAUACAAACUGCAAACUGAAGACACUCAGACUUUCAAACUGCAGUAUCACAGAAGAAGGUUAUAAAGCUCUGGCUUCAGCUCUGAGAUCAAACCCUUCACACCUGAGAGAGCUGGAUCUCACAGGAAAUUAUCCUGGACGAUCAGGAGUGAAGGAGAUCAGUGAUUUACUACAGGAUGGACAUAAUCAAUUGAAGACUAUCAGGUUUUUGAAAAGUCAUGCUGCACAGAAAGCGUGUGACUAUCUCACUAAAGUUCUAGGUAAAAGUCCGUUAUUACUGACAGAACUGGAUCUGAGUGAAGAUAAAUUGGGAGAUUUGGAUGGAGAGAAGCUCUCUGCUCUUUUGAUGGACUCACAUAGCAAACUGGAGAAAAUGAAACUGAAUAAUUGUGAGCUGACUGAGAAAAGCUGUUCAGUUCUAGCUACUGUUCUCUCCUCCAAAACUAUCCUGAAAGAGCUGAACCUGAACAACAACCAUCUGCUGGACUCAGGAGUCAAAGAGAUCUGUGAGGGACUGAAGAAUCCUGUAUGUAAGCUGAGGAUACUGAAACUUUCCAACUGCAGUGUUACAGAAGAAGGUUAUAAAGCUCUGGCUUCAUCUCUGAGAUCAAAUCCUUCACACUUGAUAGAGCUGGAUCUCACAGGAAAUGAUCCAGGACAAUCAGGAGUAAAGGAGCUCAAUGAUUUACUACAGGAUCCAAACUGUCAACUCAAGACACUGAGGUUUUUGGGUCCUGUUGCAGAUGAAGCCUGUCAGUAUGUGACUGGAAUUGUGGGAAACAACCCAUUACUCCUGAGAGAGCUGAAUCUGAGUGAACGUGAACUAGGAGACUCAAAUGUGAAGAAGCUUGCUGCUCUACUGCAGGAUAAACACUGUAAACUCAACACACUGAUACUUUCCAACUGCAGUGUUACAGAGGAAGGUUAUAAAGCUCUGGCUUCAUCUCUGAGAUUAAAUCCUUCACACCUGAUAGAGCUGGAUCUCAGAGGAAAUGAUCCUGGACAAUCAGGAGUGAAGGAGCUCAAUGAUUUACUACAGGAUCCAAAAUGUCAACUCAAGACACUGAGGUUUUUGUGCCCUGUUGCAGAUGAAGCCUGUGAGUAUGUGAGAGGAAUUGUGGGCAAAGACCCGUUACUCCUGAGAGAGCUGAAUCUGAGUGAACAUGAACUAGGAGACACACGAGUGAAUCAGAUUGCUGCUCUACUGCAGGAUAAACACUGUAAACUCAACACACUGAUUCUGUGUGGAUGCAGUAUUACAGAGAAACAGUGUCUCAUCCUUACUUCAGCUCUGAAAUCAAACCUAUCAUACCUGAGAGAGCUGGAUCUCAGUGAGAAUAAACUACAAAAUAAAGGAGUGAAUAUUUUAUGUGAUGUACUGAAGGAUUCACACUGUAAACUAGAGAGAUUAAGGUUGAGAUACUGUGGCAUGACAUCUGAAGGAUGUUCUGCUGUGACUUCCGCUCUGAAUUCAAACCCAUCACACCUGAGAGAGCUGAACCUGAGUGCAAAUCAACUAGGAUUUGAAAACCUUGGUGUUUUGCUGAGGAACCCCAAAUUCAAGCUGGAAAUACUAGUUCUGUGUGGAUGCAGUAUUACAGAGAAACAGUGUCUCAUCCUUACUUCAGCUCUGAAAUCAAACCCAUUACACAUGAGAGAGCUGGACCUCAGCGAGAAUGAACUAAAAAACACAGGAGUGAAGCACUUAUGUGACAUACUUUAUGACUCACAAUGUAAACUGGAGAGACUGAGGUUCAGACACUCUGAUAUGACAGAUGAAGGUUGUUCUGCAGUGACUUCAGCUCUGAAAUCAAACCCAUCACACCUGAGAGAACUGGACCUCAGUGAGAACCACCUAGGAGAAUCUGGAGUGAAAAACCUCUGUGAUUUACUGAGGGACAAACAAUGCAACCUGGAGAAACUAGAUUUAUGUAGAUGCAGUAUUACAGAGAAACAGUGUCUCAUCCUGACUCUAGGACUGUGUUCAAACCUUUCACACCUGAGAGAGCUGAGCCUCAGUGGAAAUGAACUAAAAAACACAGGAGUGAAUCACUUAUGUGACGUACUGAAGGAUUCACACUGCAAACUGGAGAGACUGAGGUUAAAAUCCUGUGAUAUGACAGAUGAAGGUUGUUCUGCUCUGACUUCAGCUCUGAAAUCAAACUCAUCACACCUGAGAGAGCUGGAGCUGAGUGGGAAUAAAAUAAAACACAAAGGAAUGAAGCAUUUAUGUGACAUACUGAAGGAUUCAGACUGUAAACUGGAGAGAUUGAGCCUAAAAGACUGUGGCAUUACAGAUGUUGCUUGUUUGGCUCACGCUUUGAGUAAGACAAAAGCAUUGCAUUGUUUAAAAGAACUUGAUCUGAGUAAGAAUAAAAUAGGAAACUCAAAGAAGCAGCUCAGUAAAGUGCUCAAAGACUCAAACUGUAACCUGAGACUAGACAGUGAAGAGACUAUGUUUAGAGUCAAUCUAAACAGCAUUGGUGGAUGGUUUUCAUCCAGACCAGUACCCAUCAGUUGAUGGAUCUUCACAAGAGCCUCACUAUAAUGUAAUCAAUGAAAUCUGUUCUCAACUGACAAUAUUUGUCCAGAAAAAUUAAAAUCAGUGUUUGUAUCCGUUUUAAAUCUUUGAGAACAACACUCUGUCAGAAUAGUUAUUGUUGAUGAGAUGUUGCCAAACCUAUUUGCUAUUUAAAACCUACAGCUAUGAGUAGUAUAGCUAUGAUACAUUUAACAAAUGUAAAGUUUAUUAUCCUAGCUUUUAUGUAUUACUAUUUAAAUGAUUACUAAUGCAUACAGGUAGAACAAAUUAAAUAAUGCUCACAUGAGUAAUGUUAAAUGGUUACUGGGCAAAAGGGGGUUAACAUUAACACAGAGAGACCAGUAUCUGGAAUGUUCCAAGAUAUAAAACGAAAGAUGCUAGAGCUUUUGCAGUGAAAUCUGCAUUUCUUUUGGAAUAGUCUUCCAAUUGAUAUUAGACUUUUUAUUACUUGUGAAGUCUUGUCAAUGUCUUUUUUUUUUUCUUUUUUUUUUUGAGUGUGUAUAAGUAUGUGCUAUAAAAUAUAAAUUAUUCUUGUUAUCAUUAUUAACAGUAACAGCAAUGGCUGACAAUUACAUUUGUGCUCGCUUUGGUGAAGUUUCCUCAAUGUUCUGCAAAAUAAUGUUCAUAGAGCAUCACUGCAAUCUCUAAAUGUUCAUUAAAGUUUCAUGAAGUUUAUGAGGGAAUAUUCUCAGAUGUUCCUACUCAGGACUGAAUGUUUGUGAUCAAACAGCUCAACGGGCUCCACGAUCAAAUUUAACAUAGUAAACUGUUGUGUCUAGAUUUUUGUUAUAAUGUUAUGCUCAUAAGACGAUUGAUAUUCUGUUUGAGUAAUUGUUUUCUAUAAACAGAGUCUAUAGCUUACUGUGGAAAAAAAGGAAGAAUACAAAGCCAAUAAACUGUGAUAAUAAAAUGGUGUAAAUGAAAA
Molecule: messenger RNA, 14641 nt
Organism: Ctenopharyngodon idella (grass carp)
Lineage: Eukaryota; Metazoa; Chordata; Actinopteri; Cypriniformes; Xenocyprididae
Product: protein NLRC5-like
Exons: 53
Coding region: 4321-13695 (3124 amino acids)
Molecular function (GO): protein binding
Source: RefSeq, a predicted model, not a curated record